AUGGCUUCGUGCAAAGCUAUCGGUAUUGACUUGGGUACCACCUAUUCCUGCGUUGGUGUCUAUCAGCACGGAAAGGUGGAAAUCAUCGCCAACGACCAAGGCAACAAGACAACACCCAGCUACGUCGCUUUCACAGAUACCGAGCGUCUCAUUGGUGAGGCUGCGAAGGACCAGGCCGCCAGGAACCCAGAGAACACCGUCUUCGAUGCUAAACGUCUCAUUGGCCGCAGAUUCGACGAUGAGACGGUCAAGAAGGACAUGAAGCAUUGGCCCUUCAAGGUGCUCCAGAAGGACAACAAGCCCAUUAUCGAAGUGGAAUUCAAGGGUGAGAAGAAACAGUUCCGGCCAGAAGAGAUCUCCUCCAUGGUGUUGACUCGAAUGAAGGAAACUGCCGAAGCAUACCUUGGUCACAAAGUCACUGAUGCUGUCAUCACGGUGCCCGCCUACUUCAACGAUGGUCAACGUCAAGCUACAAAGGAUGCUGGUGCCAUCGCUGGUCUGAAUGUCCUCAGAAUCAUCAACGAGCCCACAGCUGCGGCCCUUGCUUAUGGUCUGGACAAGAAGCUGAAUAAGGAACAGAACGUUCUCAUCUUCGACUUGGGUGGUGGAACCUUUGAUGUGUCCGUUCUGAGCAUUGACGAGUCCCUGUUCGAAGUUCUGUCAACUGCUGGUAACACCCAUCUUGGUGGAGAAGACUUUGAUGAUCGGUUGAUGGAACAUUUCGUCGCUGAAUUUAAGAGGAAGCAUGGUCGUGACAUCCACAGCAACGCCCGAGCUCUUCGAAGACUCCGAACUGCGUGUGAACGUGCCAAGAGAACCCUGUCUUCAUCGACUGAAGCCGUUGUCGAAGUGGAUUCUUUGUUCGAUGGAAUUGACUUCCAUUCCAGAAUCUCCCGUGCCCGCUUCGAGGAACUCUGUGCCGACCUCUUCCGGUCUACCCUGGAGCCAGUGGAACAGGCCCUGAGGGAUGCAAAGCUCGGGAAGUCAGACAUCCAUGAAGUUGUGCUCGUUGGUGGGUCUACCAGGAUCCCGAAGGUCCAGAAGUUGUUGAAGGACUUCUUCUCUGGCAAGGACUUGAAUGGAUCCAUCAACCCCGAUGAAGCUGUUGCCUAUGGUGCCGCUGUCCAAGCUGCUGUGCUCACUGGAGUCAACGACCAGGCCGUCAAAGACGUUCUGUUGGUCGAUGUUACACCUCUGUCGUUGGGAAUUGAGACCGCUGGUGGAGUUAUGACCAAGAUCGUGGAACGCAACACUAGAAUCCCCACAAAGGCCAGCCAAGUCUUCUCGACGUACUCGGACAACCAGCCCGGCGUUUCCAUCCAAGUCUUUGAAGGGGAAAGAGCGAUGACUAAAGACAACAACCGUUUGGGAACCUUCGACCUUAUGGGAAUUCCUCCAGCUCCUCGUGGUGUGCCGCAAAUCGAAGUGACCUUUGAGAUCGAUGCCAAUGGAAUUCUGAAUGUCUCAGCAUUAGAGAAGGGAUCCGGGAAGAGCAACAAGAUCCAGAUCAAGAACGAGAAGGGUCGAUUGUCACAGAGCGAGAUCCAGAAAAUGUUGGAUGAGGCCAAGAAGUACGAGGAAGAAGAUCGCCGCCAGCGUGAUCGUGUUGACUCCCGCAACAAGCUCGAGGCCUACCUAUUCCAAGUCAAACAAUCGCUGGAUGAAUAUGGAGACCGCCUGGGUGAUGACGACAAGAAGACCGCUCGCGACACUUGUGACAGAAUCCUCCAAUGGGUCGAACACAAUCAGACUGCCGAGAAGGAGGAGUACGACGAUCAACUGAAGGAAGCCCAGAAUGUGUGCACGAAGAUCUUGUCCAAGCUCCAUCAACAAGGUCAAGGUGGUCCUUCGACCUGUGGACAACAGAACGGUGGAUUCAACCCUCAAACUGGUGGACCUACCGUCGAAGAAGUCGACUAA
Bursaphelenchus xylophilus (pine wood nematode) is the source of this 1920-nucleotide messenger RNA. Lineage: Eukaryota; Metazoa; Nematoda; Chromadorea; Rhabditida; Aphelenchoididae. The record is from the annotation of a GenBank genome assembly.